Molecule: messenger RNA, 1571 nt
Organism: Arabidopsis thaliana (thale cress)
Lineage: Eukaryota; Viridiplantae; Streptophyta; Magnoliopsida; Brassicales; Brassicaceae
Product: F-box family protein
Exons: 1
Coding region: 376-1389 (337 amino acids)
Source: RefSeq, marked reviewed
CGGAUCUUUGUUCUCUGAUAUUUUAUCCAUUCACAAGAAAAAAAAUACUAUAUUUUAUUUUUCUUUAUCGACAAAAAGAACCUUUUUAAUCUUAUGAUAAAAAUGAAAGACUUCAUAAAGAGACGUGAUAAAAAAAAGAAGAAAAUGGAGCGUGUGUGUACGCGUGUGUAUCUACUAUGUAUAGAAACUUUAGAAAAUUAGGAAGAAUCAUUCAACUUGAAGUAGAAUAGUCUCAAAGAGCCAUGGUUGACUGAUCAACCAUCGCCUUCUUCAUCCUUUUCUUUAUUUUCUACAUUAGUCAUUUAAUUCAUUCAUUAUAUAUACUUCUCUCUAAUUUCUUAAUCAUCUCUUCUUAUAGUUUUUACCCUAAAGAAAAUGGCAACCGUCGAUGUCAUCAACGGUGAUUCAAUCUCAACUCUUCAUUCUGACAUAAUCCAAACCCAAAUCUUGACCCGACUCGAUGGUCCGACGCUAGCCUCCACCGCAACAACCUCUUCUUACCUCCAAACUCUAUGCACGGAAGAGAAACUCUGGCAAGAACUCUCCAUCGACACGUGGCCUUCGAUCAAUGAUCCACGUGUUGUCCAAGCUAUCUCCUCUUUCCCUUCCGGUUACCGUUCUUUCUUUGCUGACUCGUACCCGUUCACUGAACACACGUGGCAGUCUGAAAAACAUGAUCCACCGACGGGAUUAAUCUCAGCCGUUGAUUUAUACUACAGAGGAGAGAUUAUAUACUCGAAGGUACAAGAGAUGGAAACAGAGAAAGGUAAAUCAGGAUGGUUCUUGUCAUCACCGUUUCGGGUCGAUAUACUCGACCCGAAAGAGUCGGUCCAAACCCGGAUUCGAUAUCCGGGUGGGGACUACGAAGCGUGGGUGAAAGAUAUGGAAGAGAGCAUGAAACUUAAUUGGAUACUAAUCGAUCCGAUCAAGAAACGAGCGGCGAAUAUAUCUAGUCGAAAGGCGGUGUCGGCGCGGCGGAACUGGCUAACGGGGGAUUUAGAAAUACGGUUUUCAACGGUAGUGACGGCGGAGGCGGCGGAAGUGGCGGCGGUUGUGUCAUGCGGGUCAGCGGAAGCGUGGAAAGAGGUGGAUGAGGAAGUGGGAGGAGAAAUACACGUGAGGGACGUGAGGCUACAAGUAGAGGACAUAGAAGGAAAAUGUAUGAAAGGUAGGGAUAGUUUGGUAAUUUUACAAGGGUUGUUAGAUGGAAAGAGAUCGUGUAAAGAUGAUGAAGAGAGAAGAGCUAAAGAAAGGUAUGAAGAAUACGUGCGAAUGAAGAUACAAUGGAGAGAGAAUAAAGAGAGGAGAGAAAAAGCUCAAGACACAAUUUGUAUGAUCUUUGGGUUCUCUAUGUUUGUGCUUUUGUGGAGUUUUAUUUUGUUAAGGUAAAUAACUAUAGAAAGGUACAAAAAUACUUAAAUGAUCCAAUAAUACAUACAUUUCUUUGUCAUCUUUUUUUUUUCGUUCUUUGAAUUUGUAAUAAAGAAAAUUGUUGAGAAAUAUAUACAAGAUAUUUGGUUAGAGAAGCAUGACGUAAUACUGAUUUUUUUUUGGUGUUUUUUUGUUUGUUU